Messenger RNA from Thamnophis sirtalis, 433 nucleotides. The record is from RefSeq and is a predicted model, not a curated record. Lineage: Eukaryota; Metazoa; Chordata; Lepidosauria; Squamata; Natricidae.
AAGCGCCCCUCCGCGCUCGGGGGAAGGAGGCGGCUGCCGGGGGGCGUCGGGCUUUGGGGCGGCUCCGGGGAGCGCCAUGGCCAAGCAGUACGACGCGGCCGAGUGCCCCUACUGCGACGAGGUCUCCAAGUACGAGAAGCUGGCCAAGAUCGGGCAGGGCACCUUCGGGGAAGUCUUCAAAGCCAAACAUCGGCAGACGGGCAAGAAGGUGGCGCUGAAGAAAGUGCUGAUGGAGAAUGAAAAAGAGGGGUUUCCAAUCACGGCUUUACGGGAGAUUAAAAUCCUGCAGCUGCUGAAACACGAAAAUGUCGUCAACCUCAUUGAAAUUUGCCGGACGAAAGGUAAUUUUCUCCAAUCUUGCUAGGGCUUAAUUUUAUCUGCCGACAUAAUUAAAAGAGUCCAGUGUCUGUUGAACAGAGGGUUCGCAAGGGAA